Molecule: messenger RNA, 4179 nt
Organism: Pseudophryne corroboree (corroboree frog)
Lineage: Eukaryota; Metazoa; Chordata; Amphibia; Anura; Myobatrachidae
Gene: FOXF2
Product: forkhead box F2
Exons: 2
Coding region: 718-1857 (379 amino acids)
Biological process (GO): regulation of transcription by RNA polymerase II; animal organ morphogenesis
Cellular component (GO): nucleus
Molecular function (GO): DNA-binding transcription factor activity, RNA polymerase II-specific; RNA polymerase II cis-regulatory region sequence-specific DNA binding
Source: RefSeq, a predicted model, not a curated record
UAAAUGAAGUUGAUAAAUGGUGUAAUUGCGUGUAUUAGAGAAGGCAGCUAGGGGGAUUGGGUGCAGCAAUUCCUGCCCAGAUGACUAGCGGACAGGGUCCAGAUGGAAGGGGGUGGUCCCUUCCCUGCUGUACAUUUCUGUCAUGUAUUCAGGGGGGUCUAAAGAAGAAAAAAAAUAGAGAGCAAGAUUUAGAAAAGUGAUAGGUGGUCGGGUUGUGCUUGGUUGCUGGGACUUUUACGCAGGACGCCUCUCUCUCCUGUCUUAUAGGACUAGUGGAGGCAGCAAGACACAGAGAUGGCCACCGGUUGGGAGGCUCUAUUACAAUAGUACAAGUCAGUCCAAGACAGAGUCUGAUUAAGGGUCCACUUGCCAAGAUACGGAUCGUGCAUGGUUUUCCUGUGCAGUGAGAGAGAAGGAGCUGGGUACACGAGCCGGGCGCUGCUGGGAAGUUAUGCAGACAGCUGAGCCCAAGGAUCUCAGCGGCUGCUUCCUGAGCUGAUAGUGCCACUCAGCGUCUCACAGCCUUGGACGUGAUCCCUCCAGGGGAUUUCAUGUGCUCUGCCGUCUGCAAGAGGUAAAUAGGUCAUCCAGUUUCCAAGAAGACAGUUUUUUACGAGUGAAGGAUCAAACCUACCACACAGACUGUGUGUAUGUGUGUUACUCUGCCUGUGUGUAAGUGUGUGUGUGUAUGUGUGUGUGCAGCACUGGUGCUUCCAGAUGACCACGGAGAAUCACAGCCAGCACUUAGAUCCUACAGCUCCUCACACAAGCAGCCCCACCACAGGGGCUCUGCAGCCCGCACUAAUGAGCCAGCAGCCCGCAGCCAUGGACACUUCGUCCUCUUCUUCCUCAUCCAAGAACAAGAAGCCAAACUCGGGACUCAGGCGCCCGGAGAAGCCUCCCUAUUCUUACAUUGCUUUGAUUGUCAUGGCCAUCCAAAGCUCUCCCACCAAAAGGCUCACCCUGAGCGAGAUCUAUCAGUUCCUGCAGGCCAGGUUCCCCUUUUUCAGAGGAUCUUACCAAGGCUGGAAAAACUCUGUGCGCCACAACCUCUCUCUGAAUGAGUGUUUCAUCAAGCUGCCAAAGGGUCUAGGGCGGCCAGGCAAAGGGCACUACUGGACCAUCGACCCUGCCAGCGAGUUCAUGUUUGAGGAAGGAUCCUUCCGACGCAGACCUAGAGGAUUCCGCAGAAAAUGCCAGGCUCUGAAGCCCAUGUAUAGGAUGAUGAAUGGUAUAGGCUUCAGCACGUCUAUCCUGCCCCAAGGAUUUGAUUUCCAAGCCCCUUCUGCGUCUCUGGCAUGCCAUAGUAAUGGCUACAACUUAGAUAUGAUGGCGAACUCGAUGACAGGAGGAUAUGAUGGCUUGAGUGGAGGUCACCAUGUCCCACACAUGUCCCCUAAUCCUGGUUCUACAUAUAUGGCGAGUUGCCCUGUAUCUUCAAGUGGUGACUAUGGACCAGACAGCAGCAGCAGUCCUGUUCCUUCUUCCCCUGCUAUGGCCAGUGCUAUGGAAUGCCAUUCUCCUUAUACAAGUCCUACAGCUCACUGGGCAUCAUCUGGGGCCUCUACCUACCUGAAGCAGCAGGCCAUGCCACCUAGUAACGCAGCAACUGCAGGUAUACACUCAGGCAUGUCCUCUUACACCUUGGAGCAAACUUACCUCCACCAAAAUACUCGGGAGGAUCUCUCAGUGGGAUUACCUCGUUACCAGCACCACUCCUCCCCUGUGUGCGACAGAAAGGAUUUUGUGCUCAAUUUUAACGGGAUUUCUACUUUCCAUCCGUCUGCCAGUAGCUCCUAUUAUCAUCACCACCAUCACCAGAGUGUCUGCCAGGACAUAAAGCCCUGCGUGAUGUAGAGGAUAACAGCGAUUAAUGGACUGUGGGCGAGUAGGAAUCGCAUACUGGGUCUGUGUAUGUACUGUCCUGCACUGCACUGUGCCAUGUAAUGACGUGUACUCCACUGUGCCAUGUACUGUCCUGUACUGCACUGUGCCAUGUACUGACCUGUACUGCACUGUGCCAUGUACUAACGUGUACUCCACUGUGCCAUGUACUGUCCUGUACUGCACUGUGCCAUGUACUGACGUGUACUCCACUGUGCCAUGUACUGUCCUGUACUGCACUGUGCCAUGUACUGACGUGUACUCCACUGUGCCAUGUACUGUCCUGUACUGCACUGUGCCAUGUACUGAUCUGUACUGCACUGUGCCAUGUACUGACGUGUACUGCACUGUGCCAUGUACUGACGUGUACUCCACUGUGCCAUGUACUGUCCUGUACUGCACUGUGCCAUGUACAGACGUGUACUCCACUGUGCCAUGUACUGACCUGUACUGCACUGUGCCAUGUACUGACGUGUACUCCACUGUGCCAUGUACUGACCUGUACUGACCAUGUACUGACCUGUACUGCACUGUGCCAUGUGGUGACUUGUACUGUACUGUGCCAUGCUGCCAUAUUUUAAAUCUGGGUGACUGAGAGUUGCCCUGCUGGACCUAGGACAUACAGUGCACUACAUUGCCAUGCCGGCAUGCCUCCAUACCGUAUAUUUUUGGACGAAUCAGGAUCCCAGGACUGGACCUAUGUCUCUUGUACCGUAUUAUACUGUGCCAUGUUCCAUACUGUUGUCCUCGUGUAAGGUAGUUUACCACAGUUUGUCACUUCUAAUCUUCCAAUGGACGUUUUAUGUAUUGAGGCACUUAAUAUUCUCAUUCUUCUCCAAAUAGAGGUAAUAAUAGAGUUUGAUAUGUUUACAUUUUUUUGUAAUCAGGAGACAUUUUCCAAACAGAUGCGUGCAAGUACCCUUAACAAAAUACUCUGUAUUUUCUCAAAUACAGUUCUAUCCUCAAUUCCUCAAAUUCAGGGUUCAUCCUACUGUUGUUUCUGCUAAAUUUACAAAAAUGGGAAAACUAUUGUCAUAUAACAAUAGUGUAAACGAAAGCGAUACAUAAAUCAAUUUGAGACAUGCAUUUGCUGUAGUAAACGUUUAAUUUAUUAUAUAAACAUCAGUUGUUAUCCAUUGCAGCGCCACGUUAUUGCAUUUUCUCCUUGUGAUCCAUGCGAUCCGUAUAUACUGUAAGUACACUAUAUCCAAGUCUAUCAGCCCGUAUGCUGCACCUGCAGCAUACUGCAGACCCCAGUUUGGUAUACGACAUCCAUAGAUUGUGAUAGUAAAAUACAGUUUUCGUAUUCUAAUGAAAACGCUAAUUCAGUUUCAGAUUAAAACCAUCUUGACAUAAAUCAUAACAUUCUGAUAUCUGGGAUAGUAAAGCUGGUAAUUUAAAUUUGGUCGUUUAUCAUUGUAAAUAUUUUCAAUGUGACUUAGCCAUGAAUCAUGGCUCAUGUUAACUUAACCCCCCCCCCCCCCCCCCCCGUAAAAUACUCUACAUAAGGUGGAAAUGAUCAUAUGAUUCUAAAGCAACCACAAACGCAUUAGAUCAGGCUCACAAUGUUACUUGUGGAUGUUUAUUAUUCAAUGACCUACAUAUCUCCCCCCCCCUCUCUCUCUCUCUCUCUCUCUCUCUCUCUCUCUCUCUCUCUCUCUCUCUCUUUCUUCCUGCUUUCCUCUAAAAAGUGGAGUUCUCGCCACAGAUUUUCUUCCCUUAUUACCUUCCCUAUUACCGUCUAGUAUUGAAUAAAUGUAUAUACUAGGAAAUAAAUGUUUUAGUUUUGCGGAAAACAAAUAUAAAAAAGUUCAAUGUUAUUUUUUAGAUUGUCUUAUCACAUUAUGUUGAAACGUGUUACUGAAAUGUGUAUAAUCACACUGCUUUUUAAGGAAAGAUUAUAUUUGCACUUAUGUAGUCGUGAAAUAUUGUUCUAGUAUUCAGAUGUACAUUUUUUUCCAAUAAAAUUUUAUAACUCCCAGCAGAGAUGAUCUCUCUUAUCUAGGCGUGUUAGAUCAAUGAUACAUUAAUAAGGGAAAGGAUACACGUACUGUAUUUGUAGCACUGUAAUACUAUUUCAUGAAAACGAAUAUUCCUGGAAUAUCCCAUGUUUAUUAUGUUAUGAUGUGAACCCUAGAAAUAUGUGUCAAUAUUUAUAGAGAACAAGUAGUGCGCAGAUAACAAUAUACUACUCGUACUAUUCUCCCUGGUGGUUGCAGAUUAUAUAAUGGUAGUGCAUCGAAUAUUGCUCUCUAUAUUUAUUUUUGAAGCCCUAUUUACAUUAAACCAAUAUAA